AUGCGUGGGUGCUGUCAAAUUCCUGACCUGACCAGGAAUCUCUGCGGCUGGAUGCUUCAUCGGCUGUGCCUCUUCACCUCAACGGAGAGUACUACGGACCGCUUCAGGUUGGUGCGGGCUCAAGCUGCACAGAUUCUGCCGGAGCUCAGUACAGCAGGUGAAUGCAUGGACUCGUGCAAUGCCUUUGCACCUAGCUUGUGCCAUGGAGUGGGCUUCAAGGACUCUGUGCACUGCUUGCUCUUCCUCGAGGCUGGCGCCAGUGGCAGCGAUGCUCCAGGACUGAACCGACAGGCCUGGACGCUCACGAACAGCUCAGGGACUGGAGCUGUGGUCGCGUCGCAAAUGGGCCUGGAUGGGCGAGGCGGUGCCUGCUACCGGCGUCAGCUGGAUGCAGCUUGCUAUCCGCCUGGGCGUGUCCGGAAGAUUGUCUGGGAAGGCUGCCGCUGUCUGACUCACUGGGCUUUGGAACUGGACGAUGGCUCUUCCGAGUCCGCGUCGCAAGUGGUCCCAGGCCGCAACUGGAGGAACUGUGCCGGGGAAGCGCACCUGGAUGGAGACGAGUACAUCCUCGGGAUGACACAGUAUGGUGGCGGAUACUGCAACUUCUAUGGUGGCUGGGGUCGCAGCUUUGAUUUCUUCACCAACAAACGCACUGUGAACGUCAAGGCCCCAGGAAAGCCACAGCUCGACGUCGCGUCGGAGAUCGCCAGACGGGCUGUGACGGUCAGCCGAACGAAAGAAGGUGGCAAGUUCUUCCUCUUCCACAAAGCGGCAUGGAUCAGCAUCUUCGGGGUGCCUCCUGGCUCUGCUCCAGUCAAGACUCGCGUAACGCAGCUGCGUCGGAAUGAGCUGAUCUGGCAGGGCGAGGUGGUGGUUUGGAGCAAUGUCAACGGUCCACAUGGACGACGAUCGCAUGAAGGUGAGUCUGGUCAGUGGCAGUCGGGUGAUCUUCUGGUGCCUGCAGCCGGCCCUGACGCUGGAGCGAUCGACUUUCUGCUGGCCCGCAUGCCUUCAACAGCAACGAGGAAGAGCGAGUUCGUGUUCCGAAUCGCCAAAAUGGAGACGUCAGCCUUGCGCAUCAAGGAGAUUUCCCUCUUCCAUGCUACUGGCACACGUGCCGCAGCACUGGGUGGCGAUGUGGUUAUGUACAACAGCCGGAAUGUGUAUGGAUUGAACGAGGGAUUCACGUACACUGCAGAUGGCUACAUCGAGUAUGAAGAUGCCGAUGUGGCUGGCCCUGGCUGUACCAGUGGUGGAAAACUCCGGUAUGGUGGCCUGCACGAUGGCGAUGAAACGAAAUCUGAUUGCAACUACCAGAAGAUGGCGACAAGCAUAGGUGCCGACGUUCUCAGCAUCCAAACGUCAAGCCGGGUCCGCUACGUGCGCCUGUGCAUGGCGCAAGAUGCCUGGGCCGAGUUUGACAUCCUGAAGGAUGAGACCAGCAUGGUCGAGUCCAAGUCGGCGCUGCUUGGCGCUUCGCAGCCUGGCAAGCUGAGGUGUUGGCUCUACACCCUCAAUGUGGCUCCGGAGCAGCCUCUGUCGUUCAUGUCGAAACCUGGCAAAGGUGGCUGCGAAGAGAAGGUGGAGGGGAAUUUGCUCUUGGGCCACAGCGGAUUCAGCUCGGAGGAGAAAGUCCAGGAGAAGUGCCGCGAGCUCCGCUGCGGAUAUUACAUCUGGAGCAAUGACCCCGCUAGCUCACGGCACAGUGCUUGGUUUUGCAUGACGAACUACUACAGCCAAGUGAGCAAUGGGCAUGAGCACCCAGACUGGAAAGUCGGUUUCCCCUACGGAAGCUACACGUAUGGGCAGGCUGGCGCUGAAGAAUGUCCGGCUGCAGCAAGCCCAUUGUCGCUGUCUGAAUGCAAGGUUUUCGCACUGACUGACCGCGCGAAGAAUGGUCAAGGCAAGCGCUGUUCGAGCGGCUCAGAGGGGACGUCCUCCUCGUUCACCGAUGCCUGUACCGGCAAAUCACGAGACACAGAACUCUGCAACUCGCGUCCAAAGGGCUGUUGGGCAGAGGAUCGAGGGGACGGCGGGCUCUGCGUGCUGUUUAAUGACGGCCCGGGCACCGGGGCUGCUGGGGCCGUAUCCAUCUGCCAGAAGGAAGAUUUGGCUGUGCAGUUUCGAGUGGACAACCUCGCAUCCUCACCUGGUCAGCUUCGCUUCAAGCGAGGAGGUGCCUGGGCCAACAAGGCCGUCUCUACCAUGGUCAUUCACAAUGCCAGCAAGUACCACGGCUUUGCCUUCACUCUCGGCCCCAUGGAGGAUGCGAGCCCUCCAGGCUUUGCGAUGGGACUGAGCAGCCGGCCUGAUGAGGAGAAGGAAGAGUGGUUCAAGACUUGGGACUUCAGCGUCGUGCAGGCGCGGCAAGAUCAACGGCUGUACAUUCUGGAGACAAAUCAGCUGGCCGGCAAUGCCGGGCAGUUUGGUGUGUUGCGGAGCGGUGAUACAGUGGCCUUGGCCGUGAACCCCGCGGGCAAGAUGGAAUACUGGGUGAACGGCGAACUGAAACAUGUCAGCGACAAGAAGCCAAGGUACCCGUUGUACGUGGUGGGCAACUUUAUGGCCAGUGGUGCGCGGGUGAAAGACAUCAAGUGGUGGGAAGGGAAGAAGGAUGUGGUCGUGAACCUCGAGGAGAAGGUGCAGUUCUCCCUCCGCCUGCAGCCGGGCAAGCAGCUGCUUGGGCCCUUCGUCGGGCCCAUUGCUGGGCUCUACCCCGAGGGCCGAGUCACGCAGGUUGGCUUGACGGAUGUCUGCAUGCCAAAGCCGCCCUUAACGACGCGCAGAAGCUCAGCUCAACAAGGGUUUGCCCUUUGUUGCCAAGUGUUUCAGGUUGUGACGUCCACCUGCGGUGGCACAGGGGGCGGGGCUGCCUGCAAGUUUCCAUUCGAGUUCAAUGGCAAAACCUAUGAGAGCUGUACCAAAGAGGGCCACGAUCGGCCAUGGUGCUUUACCGUGGGUGGAGCUGAUACGUGGGGCAACUGCGACUGCCCUGCAUCGCUGGUUGCAGUGGGGUCUGCCACUUCUGCAUCGGUCGCGGCGACAACGACCGCAAAGGGCCAAGGCGGAAGGUCGUUCGAGUACGCGCUUGUGGCAGCCUCUACAAGGAGUGGUGAUGUGGGUUACAGCAGUUGCUGGGAUAUUGGCGAAAUCCAGUUCUUUUCUGAUCGCAUGUGCCGAAAUCAGAUCACCGUGAAUUCGCGAUCCAUCUCAGUUAGCACGUACGAGGCGUUUAAGGUGCAUGGAUGUCUAGGGCAACCGAGCCUCCACUCACCUCGGAUGCGAUACUGCGAGAAGGACGGCCUGGAGAGCUAUGAGUACAAGGAGAUCUCCAAAGACAUGAUUUGUCGAGCGGGGGUGGAUGGCCAGUGGUAUCUGGGAGGCCGCAGCGCUGCCAGAGGAGGUUUGUACAACAGCCUGGAUGCCUGCAAGGACCUCUGCACCGCCGAGAGGAGCUGCACUUUUUUUGGGUAUCGAGCAAAGGAUGGCAGAUGCGAGUUCUUCACUGCCUUCGGUGAUUGCGAGAACAAGAUGGGAGGGGCACCUGGCUUUGCCAUGUACAAGAAGCUCAAGCCCCUUCAGACGGCCACGGCGCACGAGGUGAACUGUGCAAAGAUGGCGCUGUUGCCAGUCAAGAAGGGUCCCAUGGAAGCCAGGUGUCGCAGCGGAAAUGACUUGGGCGAUGGCUUCGAGUACAUCUUCAACACCGGUGCAGGUACAUCUGCUGCGGCCUGCGGUGAGGCCUCCACUUGCGAGUGUUGCAUGCGCCCGAAGAAGGAUGAGGAUGGCCCUUGGCCAGUCGCGUCGAAGAGCAACACCCGCUGCGGCGUCCUCGACAUGGCAGCCAAGGUCGGUGUGGCCGACAGCGGCGAGUGCCAGAGAAAGGCGAUGGAUGCGGGGCAUGCUUUUUUCUCCCUCCUCGAUGCUGAUGGUCGGAGGGAGUGUUUGACCUCAGCAACCUGCACUUCUUUGGUCGAGGCUCAUGGCUGGCGUGUAUACGGUCGGCGCCCAGCCGGUCGAAAGGAGCUUUUCGGCCGGGGGAGCGCGGCUCUGGGCGUGGCGCAAGGCUUCAACAUGAAGCAGUCUGCGUGUUGA
This is a messenger RNA of Symbiodinium natans, 4095 nucleotides long. Lineage: Eukaryota; Dinophyceae; Suessiales; Symbiodiniaceae. The record is from the annotation of a GenBank genome assembly.